AUGGUUACCGAGACGGAAGAUGUUCAUGCUCAAGUACAAGAAGACGAGACGCACCACAUAUUUCGGAGUAGUAAUCAGAAUCCGAUGAGCCGCCAUCCUUUUAGCAUCAGAGCAUAUGAAGCUAUAAGCAACGACUGUGCAGAACAGUGGAUCGCACAUCAUCAGUGGGGCCCCGCAUGUACUGGAACGGAUCUCAGCGAUGGACUUCAAGUAGACGGCGUAUGGGCAUGGGUCAAUGGCUCUGAUCCCGUACAGAUUGCUGCACGACAACAAUACAGACCCAGCAAAAACAUGAACAUGGACGCGACUCACAGAUUUACCGAGCACAACGAACUUCUUUACUCUAUGCGAGCCGCCGUCGCAUCGCUAGGUCCCGAAACGAUGCAGAGGACACAUAUACUGGCCAGUGCUUAUCACGGGUCUAAUGGAAGUCUUCACAAUAUGGCUGGACAAGUGCCGUUCUGGCUGAACAAGGAAGAGGCAUUCACUGGUAAAGGACGUGUUGUACUACAUCACGACGCAGAUUAUUUCAAGCCGAUGGCUGGAUCCACGACCAAUAUGUCGGCAUGGGAGGUGCAAGAAUGGAAAGAUGCGGUCAUUCCUAGCUUCAACUCACUGGCAGUCGAGGCGCAGAUUCAGAAUAUCGACCAUACGUGUGCUGACCAGCUCGUCUACUACAACGACGACUUCUUCACGCUACGCAAACUUGCAAUCUCAGACUUCACUACACCUUUGUAUGGGCCUGUGAUCAAGACACUUACGAGGAUCACAAGCAUGUACUUGCCCGCCAAGAAUACGCUCUGGAGAUACAUCAAGCCCGCAGGCGAGGAGCCUGGUAUCAAGCGAGCUGGAUGGGUUCUCGGUAUGCGUUUCUCCCUACGCCCUUUGUACUACAUCACCCAUCAUCCGAGAGUCCUAUGGCUUCCACUUCUCCGAGAGGCCGCUCAAACCUUCCCCGAGGCUUUUACGGAUACACCACUCUCGCGGUUUAGGAUGCAGGAUAAUGUUCCCGCAUCUAUCCAAGCGAUCUUCCUGGGGUCAUGGUAUGUCGUGGAACGACACCGUGAAGCGUUAUUGUGGACUUGGGCAGUAGCAAAAUGGGGAGGGCUCGAUGGAACCAUGAAUGAUCUGAAAAAGGAGCGUAUGUGGAUGGAACUGGCGAAUGAGCCGACAUACUCACGGUCGUAUCUGAACAUUCGCGUGCCUGUCCGGGCGCCUAUUGAAGAUCCGAAUGUCUUCAAAAGUGCGAAUAUCAGUAUGCCGACCUCGACCGAGUACUCGUUCUCCAGCAAAGACGGAUAUGCGUUGACGUACGUGGACUCGAUGUGGCCAUGGAAUCGACCCAGGCAUGGCUACCCAGAUCUCACACAGGGUCUGCUGAAAAAUCAAAACUCAACCGGGGACUCAACUCGGGAGUCUCAGCAUGUCAGGGAUCCCAAUUUUGUUGCUGCAAAAGCAUGCGCGAUAGUCCGCUCAGCCUGCUUCGACUCAUUCUCUGGAAACGAAACCGCCAGCGAUUUCUUCAAGCGCAUAGCCUUCGAGCAACCCAAAUGCGGUGACUGCAUCAUCACUGCCUUGAUCGGUGCAAGCGGACCAUCUGGUAUCGACAAGUUUUUGCCGAACUCCCAUACUAAGUUGGUCUCAGAAGCUCACACACCCGCUCAAUCGCGUCCUCCGCAUCUGCCUCUGACCUCGGAUUGGACGACAUCAGAUUUCACUUUGACUGAAGCCAUACCGAAAGACUCCAUAAAAGCCAACAUGACUUUACGAGCCUGGUGCAUCCGACUGAUUCAGCGAUACUCAUACGUCCUUGGCUCAGUAGAAAGCGACUUCUACAAAGUUGAGCGAGCAAAGACGCUAGAAGCUCAUCUGAAUGGGGUAGAGCAGAAGCUAGAGGAAGACGCAAAGGGCGGAUCUAAAGGACCUCUAGCAUUCUUGUGUCUGAAUGACGACAUUACAGAAACUGGCAAGCUUCGAGAUCGUGUCGACGAGCUGUUGAAAGAUUUCUUCAGCAAGAUGUGGCCCAGUAAGCUGAGCUUCGAGAGAUGA
Aureobasidium subglaciale EXF-2481 is the source of this 2049-nucleotide messenger RNA. RefSeq lists its product as uncharacterized. The transcript has 3 exons. Gene Ontology annotation, cellular component: Golgi apparatus. Gene Ontology annotation, molecular function: UDP-N-acetylglucosamine-lysosomal-enzyme N-acetylglucosaminephosphotransferase activity. The record is from RefSeq and is a predicted model, not a curated record. Lineage: Eukaryota; Fungi; Ascomycota; Dothideomycetes; Dothideales; Saccotheciaceae. The coding region runs from base 1 to 2049 and encodes 682 amino acids. Gene Ontology annotation, biological process: carbohydrate phosphorylation; N-glycan processing to lysosome.